CCCCGAGCCCGAAAUGCCACGCCUGCCACACCUGCCGCACCUGCCACACUUGCCACACGGCCACCUGCCGCGAUGGGCAAAUGGAGCAUGUGGCCCGGUCGGCAAUAGACACUCAGGAUCCGGGACUCUAGAGGCGGAGCACGGGCAGCAGGACUCGGGUCCUGGGGAAUGGCAAUACCCACACGAACCUACAGGACACAGCUCAUAUGAAUAUGAUUCGCAAGACGUAAAACUUCAUUCGAAUGGCAGGCACGACUUCAUUAGUGCCGACAGGACCUGGACCUUUCGCUUUGUUCAUCCUCGUUCCGUGUCCAGCUGCAUGCUGAUUUAUUCAUUAGUGAGCUGACUUCUUGCCCAGUCCCCAAUUGACGAAGGCCAGGCGACCCAAGCCGCCGUAUGAGCAAUCCGCAAGUGUUUUGCUUCAAUUAUUUAAACAAAACUCCAACUCGAACAGUGCAUAUGACAACUGGAACCUCUUUUCGCACUCACCUUUUUGUCCAUUUUGUUUAGACCUUGCCAGUUGCAUGCUGUGAGCGAAAUGCCAGGACGGAAGUCACCGGGAUGCAAAAUCCGGAAAUGUGGUUAACUGUAAAUGCUGGACGCGACACCAAGGGUGCAGGAAUUCCGGGGAAGAGGGCGAAGGGCAGAGGGGAGUCUGUUGCAGAACGGAAGUGUCGUUUGACUUGACGCUGGAUGCCGUCAGAUUCUCAUUCCAAUUCCCAUUGCCACCCGACGGGUGGUGAAAAAACCCCUAAACCUAAAACCUGGGAUUGCUUAGGGCCUCGUGGAGGUUGAAGCGGGGUGGCCUGUUUUUGCCGUCAGGCAGAAAGAGUGAGACCGAAUCGGGCUGAGCUGCUGGCAGGCUGCAAGUUUUCGCGCUUUCAGCCAAAACCGCCGCCACUUGCGGCCAACGCGGCGUAUACUUAACGCUUGCGAAGCUGCACGGGGGAUUUUUGUGUUUAUUUAAUUGCUGUUGAUGAACCCAAACAGCCAGGCUGACUGAGGUGACUGCCAGCAAUUAGCAUAGAAAUUACAGCAACUUUUUCACUCGCUUUCACUCGUUAUUAUUGCCCUCCAUUAUCCUUAAUUCAUGUAUUUGUAUAAAAAUCCUUUUUUAUUGCCGACUGAUAAUGAGGCACUGAUUGCAGGUAAUUAAGAUCAAGGACAUGCAAUGAUAAGUUUUUAAAACGGAGCUUUUAAAAUAAAUCUUUUAAGUAUUAACUUUAAAUACUUACAUAUAUAGUAUAACUAA
Molecule: messenger RNA, 1252 nt
Organism: Drosophila suzukii
Lineage: Eukaryota; Metazoa; Arthropoda; Insecta; Diptera; Drosophilidae
Source: RefSeq, a predicted model, not a curated record